CACACCGGCAGUGAACCGAAGCCCCCAUUGUAGCCCCAGAUCCCAGUAUUGGGCAAGUAGUGGGACCUCCUGCGGGUUAAUGCUGUGUAUGGAGGUAAAUAUAUUCCAAGUUAGAGAAGUGCAGAUAUCACCUGGAGUCCACUUUCUAAGGAUUUCAUGUUCUGGGUCCUUUGGGCUCUGCUCUGUGUGGCUAAUUGGGUCCAUAUAGGGCUAGUGACGUCAGAGGGGGUAGUAGAGACAGUCCAAGGGCACUGGGAGAGAAGGGUUUGGUAUGUGUGGGCUCCUGGUCAGUUCUAUAUUGCUGAUUAUGAUCCUGAUCUCAAACAUUGGAGUUCUGUAGAAUUGCCCCCAGAGCUGACAGUCAGGCAGCUGGAAUCCUGUUAAAGUUGGUUCCCCAUAGAGAUGUGUUACCUGAUCUCCCAGGAACCCACAUGUACACUGUCUGAAGAGGAUGCUGAGUGAAGACUUGCUAUGUAAGUAACUAAAGUGACACUCUAAUCACCCAAAGCACAAAUAUACAAAAGAGAAAAACUCUUCACGAAAAAGGAACUUACGCAAGCUAAAGUGCUGUAUGGGUCCAGAGUGCCCCUUUGUGUACUGUAGCUUGCUGAAGUUCUCUAUGUGUGAAGAGUUUUUCUCUUUUGUAUAUUUUACAAAAAGUGAAGGUUUUCUUUUUUUUUUCAGAAAUCAGCACUUUUAUAAAUUAACCUUGUUACUGGCUUCCAAUUAGACAACCUGUCCUGUUACUUUUUUGGUUUAUUUGGCUUGGUGGAGUUAAACUCAAGAGGCACCAAUUGCCCAUUGCACCUUCCUUGCAAAGACUUCUCAUUGAGCUGCAUUGGGCAGUCUGUGAUUGGACGGCAACAGAAAGUCUGGGCGUGGAAAAAGGGGAGGGCUUUCAAGGGCUGAAGACCGCAAGCUGUUUUUAGAUGCAGUAGUUCAUGCCUGCAUAAUUGCAUUGUGGGUAUAUCUAGUAAAUCUUUAAAUAUAUUUAUAUAUAUUAUUUACAUUGGAGUGUUCCUUUAAGAUUUCAAUGAGGUUCAGGAGCUGCUCUGCAGCACAGGAAGUCAGGAAUUUUAGAGUAAAGGUGAGGUUUAAUAUCUGGCUUAGGGACUAAUGUAGCCUAACCCCAAUUAUUGUUCUACCUAGAUGUAAUAAUGAAAUUAACCUUAGACAUUAUUGUAACCCGAAGUGUUCGUGAUCACCUACUGUAAAUUCAGUCCCUAAAGCUAACACUUCUUUAACCCAGAAGUUUCUACUUCCUUGUGCUACAGUGCACUGAAACCCAACCUUUACUUUCCUUACAAUAUCUCGCCGAGUAGCCUCUUCAGCAAGUGUGCAUGCAAGUCUUAGAGAGUUCCGGUAAAAGAUUAUUAUGGGGAACAAACUUUAGCACUACACUGAGCUGCUUAUACUUUCCAUGCCCAAGUUUAGUGGUGUAUUUUGGUUUUGUGCUGCUCUAGGCAUGACUUGGACCCCGUCACCUACAUUUCUCUUUCUGUUUUCCCACAUACUCACUGUCAGCUACACACUCACUGACAGACAGAUACGCAUACACAAUCAUUGAUAGAAACACAUACACAAUCAGUGACAGACGCACACUCACUUAGUUGCUCCCUUGAUAAAGGCAUUUUUGCCGAAACGUUGGGGGUGUUUUUGUGACUGACUCUGUCCCUGCUUCUCACUAGGUCUGGUAUGCUUAUUGUUAUAUAUAUUUUUGUAUAUUUAUGUUUGUGGGGUUGGAUUAGACUGUUAUUUAAUUUCUCUAUUUUUUGUAUAUUGAGACUCUGUUAUUUAUAUAAGACGCUUUUGGCGUACAUACAUAUAUAUUCAGAAUUUUUCUGAUCAUUGCUGUAUAGCAUGAUAUGAUCCUAUAUUUUGGAUCUUUAUGUUAUGUGAUAUUUUUAUAAAGUAUACCCACUUAAUAAAGAUUGUUUUAUUACUAUUGAUGGUUGUGCUCCUUACUCCAUUGUUAUUUAUAUGUAUUUGGGCUUUUGGGGAUAAAGCCUUAUGUGAGUGAGCAUCCCAUAUUGUAUUUUAAUAGAGCUCCACUUGGGAGCUUGCAUAUAUUUCAUAUUGAGUGUGCCUACCUUAUUUAAUUUUUAAGCACACUCACUUAGUGUCAGACACACACCCAAUCAGAGUCACACACACUCACUGACAGACACACAUAAAAACACUGACAGACACACAUACACUCUCACUGAUAGACACACACACAUACACUCACAAUUUUUUUUUGUAUUAUUACAGUCCAUCCAGCCUCCCUACCUUUGGGAGUGCUGGAGUGGAUUCUCUAUUUCCCUGGGAUCCAAUGGGGGUCCUUUCACUGCCAGGCAGGCAGCGAAUGCAGGUGGCGAUGGAGCUCUGAUCUUCCUGCUCUGCUCCCUUGCGUUUUGCUUAGUGAUGCAGGGGCCAGAGUGAUGUCAUAUUCUGGGGUUGGCAUCCUUGCGGGGCAUGCGAGGGAGCAGAGCAGGAAGAGCUUAAGGGACAGCGCUCCCUCACCGCUCGCCUUCAAAAUUAGCAGAUGCCAGCCUUGGGGAGGGGGACCGACGGAGAAGAGUUUGACAACACAAAUGCCGUGGCAUUUAGGGGGCAGUGUUUUCCAGCCCCCCUCCCCACCCCUGAAAGUGCCGCCGAAAGCAAAUGCCUUGUCAGCCUUGCGUUAAAUACAGCACUGACCAAGUGCAUGGUGUUUAUGAGAUAAAUAGUUUAGCCCUCACAUGUAAAUAUACAUAUCACAUAGGAUCAUUUAAAAUAGCAGCCAAACAAAACCUGCUAUAUUUACAGGGGGUUUCAAAGUUUUUGUAACUUUUGUGUCAUGUACUCCUGAGCCUCCAAGCACACAAGCACAAAGAUACAAAUCGGGCUCUCAACAGAGCUGCAGGGAAGGGAGAAUUGGAUGAAUUGUAGAUGGCAAAGGAAGAAGGAAAAAUUGUUUCUGGUAUGUCCGCCUCAAAACAUGAAUAGGCAGCAGCACAUUAUCCUAGUAGACUUUUAGAUCCACCAUAAAUCAUAACUGUAUGUUCAUUGUGCUCCACAGCUAGCUAGCAGCCGAGGGUUUGACUGCUGAGUCCACUCAAAUGUGAGUUCUUUUUGAGCAGAAGUUAGACCCUGUCUCAGGGGAUCAGAGGAGAACACAGCAGCUGUUUGUGUGGAACCCAGCAGAUCAGGUGAGUCUCUCAAUAAGCACACCGCAGGAAUGGAUGCUAAAUCUUAACACCCUGCUUUUCCCAUGUGUCUCAGCCCAAAUUCUAUUUUAAUGUGGGGUGUCUCUGAGUUUAUUAAAGAGCUCCACAGCAGUAAAACUCUGAUUAGCGUGCAGUGGAUAUGGCAAUAAAGCUGAGUUCCAGAUCAUUAAAACGGUGCAAUGCACAAUAGGCAUAGAUAAUCUCCUCGCUCCUCAGGAAAACAGUCCAUAGUUUGUAUGUGAUAGCAACCUAGAGCUCCACAGCAGUACAUUUCACAGUUAUAUAAUGUGAGUGUAUCAUAGAACACUGUCUAAACAUGAUCUAAUGAUGAGUAUACAUCUGUUGGUGGCAUUUGUAGUAGCUUAAAUGCCAAUGAUACCCCAUCCACAAGAAAACUUAGGAACAAUCCACAGCAAAAAAUAUAGCAGUCAAUAUACUUAUACUAAUACAAUAUACAAAUACUAGGCAUUGAAAUACAAAGACUGAAUGUGCUUUGUGCUCUGUAAAAACAUAUUGCUGAAAACAAUAAAAUAUAGUUAUAAAAAAUAAAAGUCCUAAAUGAGAUAAAAAAAUGGGGCUGAAUUACUCCAUAAUGUAAUGUGUCCUGUGCAAGUGUAUACAGAAAUGUCACCCAUGAGCUUAAAACAGCAAAGAUUGCAAUAAAAUAUGUAGUGAGUGAUAAAGAAUGGAAGAAUUGACCCCUAAUAUUCACAACAAUCUGGAAUGACUUUCCACUAUAAUAAAAUUGGUGUGUUCGUGAUUCUUUGGAAUACACAGCCAAUGCCAAGACUAAGCUACUGCCAUCCUUAGCUGCCUGGAUAGAUCUGAAGAGAUUAACUUUUUAACUGUUUGUAAUUGUAUUGGGAACAGGGUAGACUGUUCCCCAUCUUGGGAUCAAAACCUCUCCAGCUACAUCGUCCAUCCCUUCUCCACUAGAACCAGAGACCUCCACCACAAUUCUUCUUGGUAAGGUCUUCUCUAUACCCACUACACAGUCAGAUAUGCUUUAUUGAACAUAAGAAUUAGCCUCCAGCAAUCCAACAUUCAUGUUAUAAUGACAACCAAAACAAUUUAUGCAAAUUCCCUAACAAAAACAUUCACAUAACAAUUUAAAUAAAGUAGGACUUCAGUGGUAGUGACACUACCCAAAGACUAUUCCAUUACAUAGAUUUUUAAUAUUUGAUGCUCCUUCUGACACUAUUUACAUAUGCACAAGCAUUCAUGUGAACAGUAUUGUACUGUAUGUUUGUAGAUUGCUUUGCAAUCAGAUGUCCACGGUUACUGUUAUUCAAAGGGACAAAUACUGUAAAACAAAAGAAUGUCCUGUGGUCAUUGAUGUGUACAUUCAUGGCUAUACUUAUAGAUGAACGUGACCUUGAUCAUACAGUGAUUCUGUAAAAACAUGCACUCACUCAUUGAAUCUUAAAGGGACACUAUAGGCACCAACACAACUUUAGCUUACUGAAGCAGUUAUGGUGUAUAGAUCAUGCCUCUGCAGUCUCACUGAUCAAUUCUCUGCCAUUUAGGUGCUAAAUCACUUUGUUUAUACAGCUCCAGCCACACCUCCCUGCAUGUGGCUUACACAGCCUUCCUAAAGACUUCCUGUAAAGAGAGAUCUAAUGUUUAAACUUCCUUUAAUGCACAGUCUAUUUCAUUUAGAAUGUAUAUUUUGCUCUGUUAAUAGACUUCUAGAGCCUGCAGCAGCUUCCUGUGUGUGAAUAAAGUUUUAUUUACAGAGGGAGGUGUGGCUAAAGCUAAAUAAAUAGAAACAAAGGUGAUUUAACUCGAAAUUGGCAGAGAAUUGAGCAGUGAGACUGCAGAGACAUGAUCUAUACACCGAAACUGCUCCAUUAAGCUAAAGUUGUUUUGAAGCUUAUAGUUUUCCUUUAAUAGAAGAAAAUAUAAAGAAAAAAAUAGUUGUAGAGAAGCUGCGGUACAACUGGUUGAUUAGGCCACUUUGAAGACAUAGAACACACACAACUAUACAAUACUGCCUCAAUACGUUAUGCACCUUGGGCUAAAGAUUAGCACGUUUAUGACACUAGUUGUGCCAAUGAUGACAUGAUACAUAUAUGUUACAGAGAACAGAAUUGCAUAGCAAUGCUGGUUGCUCAAGUAGAAUGAGAUCACCAGAACUGUUGUGUGUGCGACACUGAGUACCUUUGAGAAUCACUCUUUACUCACCUGUAUUACUACAGCAAUGUAUGCGAUAGUAGAAGCACAUUGCAGUGAUAGUAUGCAAUAGAAUCAGGUAGCUAUGCCAGCCAGCGUAUCUAUAGGUGUGAAUAUUCCAUGACCCAUGAGAGCUGUCACAUGGCAGGGGUUGCGUGACACAUAUUUGCAGUUCUUCCCCAGAGUGUAACUGACAUAGCCUGCAUGAAAAAGAUAUUUUAACAUUUUCGAUCAGAUGUUAACUUGCUUUAGAUCUUCUUUUUUUAUCUCCUGCUCUGUAACUUGAACUUUAAUCACACACAGGAGGCUCCUGCAAGGUCUAGCAGGCUAAUAACAAUGCAGGAGAUAUUCAAUUUGAAAUUCAAGACAUCAUGCAAUGAAAGAAGUUUAAACAGUAGAUGUCACUUUACGGGAAGUGUUUAGAAAGGCAAGCUGUGUAAGUCACAUGCAGGGAGGUGUGACUAGGGCUAGAGACUUGAGCAGGGGCAUGAUCUAUACACCAAAACUGCUUCUUUGAACUAAAGUUGUUUUUCAGUAAUUUGUUUAUAACCAGGAUUUUAUUUGUUUCUGGGUCAGGGCUUAACAUUUGCAGUCAUUAUUUAUGUUUGGCUUGGUGCCUGCAUGCCUAAUAUACGUGGCUGCUGAACUAGUGCUAAAAAAAGCUGGUGUAAAAGGGACCAGAUAAUUGCGGUUUCAGAAUUCACAUCCACCUCUAAUUUCCUAAGCACACUCCUUUUGCAUCCCCUUCCCACCAACUAGACAGUCACUCCAACGGCCCAGUCCUUUUUCUUCAAGUUUUUGUUUCCAUGUUGCUAAAAUUGCACAGGAUUGCUGGAUUCUCCAGAACAGUAUGGAUUAAAGAAGCAGAUUGUUACAAUAGAUUUAUAGCCUAUCAUCCACCUCAUCCAACACAGGAGAAUCAAAGACAAAGCCGCUUAGAGAUUGACGGAAUUAUAGAGUGAAGGAGACCACAAUUGCUCUCACACAACAUGUCGAUAUGCAGCAGAUGUAUCAAACCAUGCAUUGUUGACACUGAGGUCAAAUUCUACUCACAGUGAAGUUAAGGAAUCAGUAAAAAUAUAUUGACCCCUAACUUAACUUUUCAGUUAGCACUAUUAGCAAUAUGUCUCUCGGUGUGAAUGUUUUACAUCUUCUCAAGUCCUGUUUAUAUGGAAAGGGGAAAAGACCUAUUGACAGUGGGGAGACAUGAGAUUGUAGUGAUAUAGGGUGGGCUAGUAAUUUCACUGGAAAUAUAAAGGUCUAACGAUAAAAGCUAAGUGGUUUUCACAAUGAUCAGGAACUUUUACACCUCGAUUCAUAUUUUGCUUUAGAUGCUUUUAAAAGUAAAAGUAUAACUGAAGGCCAUUAUAUUUGAUUUUAUUGGGUUUUGUGGUGAAAUAUAUUCUAACCCACUGUUCUCACAUUGACAGAAAUCUUCUAAGGAAGACUCUGAACAAUUCUAUAUGAAUUAUGGAUGAACUAUCAAUCAUAAAAGUUGAAUUGUCUCCAAAUCCCAUUUUGUCAGAUCAAGAGGAUACCAUUAUUCAAGAUGCAGACCAGCAUAACCAAGAAAUCCUCCAAGGGCAAAACCAUGAAAUUGAUAAAAUGUCACGUCAUUGCUCUGAAUCUAUCUGUAAACUAGACAAUUAUGAAAAUGGAAAGCACAAGCCUCAACAUUUCAAAAACCUAAAUGUUCACACAGAGGAGAAACCUUUUGUAUGUUCUGAAUGUGGGAAAUGUUUUCCCAGAAAGUCUAAACUUAUCAUACAUGUGAGAACUCACACAGGAGAGAAACCAUUUUCAUGCUCUGAAUGUGGGAAAGGUUUUCCUUCAAUGUCAAAUUUAAUUAAACAUGAAAGAAUUCACAGAGGUGUGAAACCAUUUUCAUGUUCUGAAUGUGGAAAAUGUUUUAUCACAAAGUCAGAGCUUGUUGUGCAUGAAAGAAUUCACACAGGAGUGAAACCAUUUGCAUGCUCUGUAUGUGGGAAACGUUUUACCACAAAAGCAUAUCUUAAUUCUCAUGAAAAUGUACACACUGGGGAAAAACUAUUUAAAUGCUCUGAAUGUGGGAAAUGUUUUAUCAGAAAGGCCGGUCUUAUCAAACAUAAAAGAAUACACACAGGUGAGAAACCAUUUGCAUGUUCUAAAUGUGGAAAGUGUUUUACAACAAAAUCAACUUUGAUUUUUCAUGAGAGAAGGCAUGUAGGAGACAAACCAUUUGCAUGUUCUGAAUGUGGGAAACGUUUUACAACAAAGCCAGAACGUAUUAAGCAUGAGAGAAUUCACACAGGUGAGAAAUUAUUUGCAUGUUCUGAAUGUGGGAAAAGUUUCACUACAAUGCAUGAACGUAUUAAACAUGAGAAAACUCACACUGGAGGAAAAUUGUUUGCCUGUUCUAAAUGUGGAAAAUGCUUUACCACAAAGUCAACUCUCAUUGAACAUGAAAGAAGACAUGCCGGAGACAAACCUUUUGCCUGUUCUGAAUGUGGAAAAUGUUUUACCACGAAGUCAGAUCUAAUGAAACAUGAAAGAAUUCAUACAGGAGACAAACCAUUUGCAUGUUCUGAAUGUGGGAAAUGUUUUACUACCCAGUCAGGCCGAAUGGCUCAUGAAAGAAUUCAUACAGGAUUAAAACCAUUUGCAUGUUCUCUAUGUGGGAAACACUUUACAACACAAUCUUAUCAAAUAGCACAUGAAAGAACGCAUACUGGAGAGAAGCCAUUUGCAUGUCCUGAGUGUGGGAAAUGCUUUAUUACAAAGUCAGCUCUCCUUAAGCAUAAAAGAACUCACACUGGAGAGAAACCAUUUGCAUGUUCUGAAUGCGGAAAGCGUUUUACUAGAAAGUCAUAUCUGAUUUCCCAUGUAACAAUGCACACUGGGGUCAAACCAUUUGCAUGUUGUGAAUGUGGUAAAGGUUUUACCAGCACGCAACACCUUCUUAGACAUCAGAGCACUCAUACGGGUGAAAAACCAUUUGAAUGUUCUGACUGUGGGAGAGGUUUUUCCAGAAUGUCAAGUCUUAUUUCUCAUGAGAGAUCUCACACAGGAGAGAAACCAUUUGAAUGUUCCGAAUGCGGAAAAUGUUUUACCAGAAAGUCAAAUCUUAAUUCACAUAAAAAAAGCCACAAAGAUGAGAAGUCAGUUGAAAGUGAUGAAUAAAUUUAACAAUUUAAAACAAAUUCAGAUCUUAGAUAUUUGGAAUGCCCCCACCUUGAGAAGAAGUAUUGCAUGUUCUCAAUGAAGGCACUGUUCUAUUUUUCAUAGUAGUAGUAUUUUUUUUAUUUCCAUGCACACAAGGUAAUUCAAAAAAUGUAAUUUAACAUUCAAGAUGAAAUUAGAAGUUGAAGUUCUAGAACACAGUAGCCAGAUUGGAAAUAUUCUCCAAGUCACCUAUGUAUUCAGGCCGACUGUUUUGGCUCAAAGUUUUAAAUUUACAUUGAAUCUAUGACAAUUCAAACUUUAGUGAAUAAACCAGAUACUGAUGCUUGUAAAUGGAAGGUCCACAAUGUAAUUAUGCUGAUGUUUAUCUCAACAGGAAAAGACGUGUAUGGAAAUUAGAAAUUUAUAGUUAUCACAUGCCUUGGAAGCACAAGGUGUGUACACGCUGUUAAUAUAUGUGUACUUGACUAUAUUGUUUACUUGCGUGAUUCUCUACUUCAUUGUCUGUAUUUCACCUUUCACAUCAUGCAAAUUAUUUUCAUAUUUCAAAAUAUAGGUUUAUUAUAACUGAGUAAUUCUUCAUAGCCUAAUAAUACAUACUAUACAAUAUGUAUUUAUUAAGUACAGUUAAUUUUUUAAAACAGUCAACAUUAGUAGAUCUUCACAAUUAAAUGCAUUAUAAUUGUGCAUGAGUAAUGCUUAAUCGUCGUGACUCUCCUUUUCUGCGUCCCUGGUCACCAGUGGCAAUAUAUUAAAUCAGGGCAAUAUCCAAACUAAGACUUAACCACAUUGGGGAGUUUCAUCCAGAAUUAUAACAUUUAUAAGAGUGUGAGAUUGUCAUCCCAUAUAGGCUCUUGCUUAUUUAUCCACACGUCUGUGUACAGAAUACCAAUCAACUGUAAUAUGAAAUAUAAAAAGGAUAUUACAGUGUCUGACAGUAUAUCCAAACUCUAUCCAAUGUUUAGCUGCUUCCUUGCUAGCUGAAACAAUGCUGUAAGCUGUGGAAAACUCUGCUGUGUGUAUGUUCUUUGAAGCAUUAUUAAAGGGACACUAUAGUCACCAGAACAAUUACAGCUUAUUGAAUUUGUUCUGGUGAGUAGAAUCAUUACCUUCAGGCUUUUUGCUGUAAACACGGUCUUUUCAGAGAAAAUGCAGUGUUUACAUUACAGCCUAGUGCUAACUUCACUGGCCACUCCUUAGAUGGCUGUUAGAGAUCCUUCCUGGGUCAUGGCUGCCUAAAAUGCAUCCAAACAUUCCGUGUCUCCUCCCUCUGCAUGCAGACACUGAACUUUCCUCAUAGAGAUUCAUUGAUUCAAUUCAUGUCUAUGAGGAGAUGCUGAUUGGCCAGGGCUGUGUUUGAAUCAUGCUGGCUCUGCCCCUGAUCGACCUCCUUGUCAGUCUCAGCCAAUCCUAUGGGGAAGCAUUGUGAUUGGAUCAGCAGACAGCUUGUUUAUCUGAGGCAAACAUCAUGCAGAUCUACAGCUUCAGGCUUCAAUACUGUAAGAUUUUGCCAUAUUUAUGGAGGCAUGAGGGGUCCAGGGGGGCUAGAUGGUGGUUUUAACACUCUAGGGACAUGAAUACAUGUUUGUGUUCCUGUAGUGAUCCUUUAAGAGCAGUUGAGCUAAAAGAAACUGUGUUACAUGUAGAAAACAUUGUGACAGUAACACAUAAUCUCUCAGAAUGUCACUAAUGAUGAAAGGGGCAGAUUAUAUUGAUGGAAAGGAUAAAGCAUACAGUUGGUUAACUUUAUAGCUUUAUCCUACUAACCAAUUAAUCCAUAAAGGGCAGGUUGGAACUCUAGGUGGAAGGAUGUAAAUUAACUGGACUAGUUGAACUAGAAUGUGAUAGAUCCCUCAAAAAUAGAUCCCUCAAAAUGUGGUUUGAUUUGAGGGUUUGAUAAAAUAAGAUAAAAAUAAGAUAAAAAUGUCUGUGUGGAAACAGAGGUGGAGACUUUAAAAGGGUUUGUUAAAGGGUCCUGUAAGGUGGGUUUAGUGUGAAGGUAAUACUCAGAUGUAAUGUUGCCAUGGGACAGCCAGGAAAGGCAGCAUUUCUAUGCAUACUUACCAGACGUACCUAAAACUGGCCGGAACUGGUGUUGGGGUGUUUUUCUUAAAGGAACACUAUAGCAUUUAGGAAUACAAAUCUGUAUUUUUAAAGCUAUAGUGUUUCCUUACCUAUGUAUGUAUACAUCUCCCCUAGCAGGGACUUAAAAGGUAAGAUUUAGUUACGUUACAUCAUGCACAAUGCUUGUGUCUUUGCUGCCGUUCUGUCUGAGACUGAUGAUCUGAGCAAAUCUAAUGUUUCCCCCUCUCGCCCCAGCAAAACACCUGCUGCGCCAAUCAAAUGCUCUUUAUGAGAGUCAUUAGAGCUAUAGCCGAAUCUAACUUAGAUAAAGCUGCGGAAGAGACAGCCGAGAGGCAUGUUAACCCUGCAAUAAAAACAUUGCUGUUGCUGCAAAACUAUGAAUACAUUGCCAUUAAUGUAAAACUGCCAUGUUUUCAGAUGCAGGGUUAAAAUGACAGGGAUAUGGCACCCAGGUCACUUCUUUGAAUUUAUAGAGUCUCUUUAAGGUUGAUUAAAGAUAAAGCUUUAGAAUGUACAUGUAGUAUGUUUCUUAUUGUAUCUAAGUAGAGAAAGAAAAUAAUCGGUGUGUUUCUUUGAAAAUUCCGUUACCUCACCUCUCCUCAUAAACGCAGGUCAAGCAGCAGAUAGAUUACCUGAUGCACAGUUAUCUGACUGGAGGAUUAUAGGAUUUUAUAAGGCCCUCUCCCUGCCUGUGGUCAUUGAGACUCAGUUCUGUAUUAUAUUGUAUAUAUAGUUUUAUUGAACUACACAUUUAAAUCUCUAAUGGGUGGUUAAUAAUAGAUGGGGACUAAAAAUGUACAUCAAAGGAUAUAAAGUCAUCCCACUUCCUCCAUUAUAAUGCGAUGAAGUCACUUCAUUAUUAAAUGUAUAUAGUUACUCUUCCAGUCAUUAGUUAAUUGUACUUAGAUUAAAAUUACUGAAUACUAACUAAUUAUCUAGGGUAUAUUUUGUGAUAUGAUUUAUUGGAUUAUUAUUACUACGAAUCAGUGUAAUAGUCUUAUGGAAUCAAGCAGUAAUACAAUUGUGUGUGUUUUGUCAUAGCAGUUAGAAGCAAUUAUGUGUAUAAUUAAUAAAGAUGGUUUUUUUUUUACAGAGGCCUGUUUUCAUUAAUUCAUAUUAGAUUCAAUAAAAUAAAUGGGUUUAGGAUAGUUAAUGCAAUGUAGAAAUGAAUGUCUUGGCUCUGAG
Pelobates cultripes (western spadefoot toad) is the source of this 11792-nucleotide messenger RNA. The record is from the annotation of a GenBank genome assembly. Lineage: Eukaryota; Metazoa; Chordata; Amphibia; Anura; Pelobatidae.